AUGUCGUUGACAGCGGAGCGCAACGAGCAGUUUUCCGAAAAGCAAUACUGGGAGCAACGGUAUGCGGACGAGAGCGAGGAGGCGUUUGACUGGUUCAAGAAUUACGAUGACUUGAAGGAGCUAUUUGACGAGCUGAUACCGGAUCGAGCCUCACGCAUCCUGGUGCUGGGCUGUGGCAACUCGACGCUUUCCCCGCAAAUGCACGAUGCCGGCUACACCAACAUGGUCAACAUCGACUACUCGUCCAACCUGAUCUCGCGUCUAGCGCGACGCUAUCCAGACCAGACGUAUCUGGAAAUGGACAUCACCCAACUCACGCUCGCGCCCAACGUCUCGCUCCUCGGCGGUGCCUGCUCCUUCGACAUCGCGCUAGACAAAGGCACCAUGGACGCACUCAUGGCCGAAGCCAAAGGAUCGUCCGUCUGGAACCCCAGCGACAAAGUCAUCACCAACAUCAGAGCCAUGCUCCAAGGCGUAGACCACCUCCUCAAAGUCGGCGCCAAGAUGAUCUACAUCACUUUCGGUCAGCCUCACUUCAGAACAAAGUGGCUCCAAGAAAUCCAUGGCUGGCACGUCGAAACCAGAACGUUGGGCGAUAUGUUUCACUACUUUGUCUAUAUCGUCACCAAGACCAAGUAA
This is a messenger RNA of Mycosarcoma maydis (corn smut), 639 nucleotides long. RefSeq lists its product as uncharacterized. The record is from RefSeq and is a predicted model, not a curated record. NCBI's taxonomy places the organism in Eukaryota, Fungi, Basidiomycota, Ustilaginomycetes, Ustilaginales. The coding region runs from base 1 to 639 and encodes 212 amino acids. Gene Ontology annotation, molecular function: S-adenosylmethionine-dependent methyltransferase activity. The transcript has 3 exons.